AUGUCUUUCUUUUGUUCUUUCUUUCUUUCUUUCUUUCCCUCUUUCUUUCUUUCUUUCUUCUAUGUAUACUUCUUUGUUUUUCUUUUUUCUUUUCUUUUCAUUUGCCUUCAUUUUUUUCAUCUUUCUUUCUUUAUUUCUUUCUUUUUACUGUUUCCUUCCUUGCCCCCUUCCUUCGUCUCUCUUUCUUUCUUUCUUUCUUUCUUUCUUUUUUCUUUCUUUCUUUCUUUUAUUUAUUCCAGUAUUUCUGUUUUCUUCGUUUGUUCUACUUUUCUUCUUUCAUUCUUUCUUCGUUCCUUUCUUUCUUUCUUUCUUUGUAUGAUUUUAAUUUUUUUUAUCCUUGUUUACUUUUUUCUUUUACCUUCUUUCUUUCUUUCUUUCUUUCUUUCUUUCUUUCUUUCUUUCUUUCUUCGUUCGUUCGCUUCUUUCUUUCUUUUUUUUAUUGUUUCUUUCUUUGUUACUUCCUUACUUACUUCCUCCUUUCGUUCCUGCCUUUAUUUUAUUCAUUAUUCAUUUAUUCGUUUUUUCUUUCUUUCUUUCUUUCUUUCUUUAUUCGUUCCAUUAUUUCUUUCCUCGUUCCUUCGAUCCUUUCUUUUUUCUUUCUUUAUUCCUUUCUUCAUUCGCUUCUUUUUUUUUACUUUUCCUUCCUUCCUUACAUCGUUCGUUCCUUCCUUCAUGUUUUACUUUUUAUUGUUUCCUUCCUUCCUUCCUUCCUUGCCUCCUUCCUUCGUCUCUUUCUUUUUACUGUUUCUUUCUUUCUUUCUUUCUUUCUUUCUUUCUUUCUUUUCAUCUUUCUUUAUUCGUUCCAUUAUUUCUUUCCUCGUUCAUAUCUAUCUAUCUAUCUAUCUAUCUCAAACAGUCCAUAUUAAUCUUAGACUGUCUAUAUCUAUCUAUCUGUCUAUAGAUAAUUAUAUCUAUCUAUCUAUCUAUCUAUCUAUCUAUCUAUCUAUCUAUCUAUCUGCAUCAGUCCAUAGAUAA
This is a messenger RNA of Acanthosepion pharaonis, 975 nucleotides long. Lineage: Eukaryota; Metazoa; Mollusca; Cephalopoda; Sepiida; Sepiidae. The record is from the annotation of a GenBank genome assembly.